AUGACGAUUGCUGGUCUGUUUAUUGCCGCCAUACCUCCAGCGGCAGCACGAUUUGCCGAUGGUCGCCGGGGUUGGUGUUUUUACGAAUGUCUGGUUAAUUUGUGUAAUUCCUGCGACGAUGUCGGUGUUAAGAAGCAGACAGCUUUGCUGAUUGGGCUAUGGCUACGUUGCUCGAACGACGCUGCUAAUGAGCGACGAGGACGACGGGAGACCGGUGGUCACGGCCCUUGCCCCAAGGCCACUCCACUGAUUAGCCUCGUUUGUUUGAGGUUCGACGGUCGCUCCUCUCCUCGUGUCCCUUCCUCUGUGGCCGGGCUGAUGACUUCACCGUUUUGGUCCUUGUGGUUGUGCUUCCGACCAGACUCGAUGUUGCCAGCUCUUGCUUCCGCUUCGAACAAAUUCGAUUACUCGUCGGCGGUCGUCGUGUCGAGUGGAUCGACCGACCAGUUGACCAAAUGA
This is a messenger RNA of Soboliphyme baturini, 459 nucleotides long. NCBI's taxonomy places the organism in Eukaryota, Metazoa, Nematoda, Enoplea, Dioctophymatida, Soboliphymatidae. The record is from the annotation of a GenBank genome assembly.